Anoplopoma fimbria (sablefish) is the source of this 3874-nucleotide messenger RNA. It is a transcript of the gene hs3st3b1b, whose product is annotated as heparan sulfate (glucosamine) 3-O-sulfotransferase 3B1b. The coding region runs from base 224 to 1363 and encodes 379 amino acids. Gene Ontology annotation, molecular function: [heparan sulfate]-glucosamine 3-sulfotransferase activity. The transcript is spliced from 2 exons. The record is from RefSeq and is a predicted model, not a curated record. NCBI's taxonomy places the organism in Eukaryota, Metazoa, Chordata, Actinopteri, Perciformes, Anoplopomatidae.
CCGGACCAGCAGCUCCACAGAGCAGCCACAGCCAUGGACCUCUCUGCUGCAGCCUCCACAUAGACAGCAGAGCUUAUACAUUAUCAUAAGUGUGUUUAUUUGGGUUUAUUUGGGUUUUCUUUUUGGAGAGCAUGUGCGUAAUUACGCGCGGACCUUGGAGGUGCCACCAGGACUAGUUGGGCCAUUAUGCGCCGCAGGGAGAUGAGUCUGAACCGAAAGGCUUAUGGAAUAUAGCCCGGUGUGUCCCAGCCUGUGUCCCAGCCCAGUGAAGAAGAAGCUCAUCCUGCUCAGCAUCAUGUUCUUGGUCUGGCUCUACAUGCUCUACUCCUGCGUGGGCUACUGCGCCACCAUGCCCAGUCUGGUGGCCGACGGCUACCGGGGCAGGAGGACAGAGAGCCUCAGGACCGACCUGGUGUCCAGACUCCUGGCCAAGCCUCAGCCCUGGGAGGAUAUAGAGAGCGACUAUGAGGAGCCGUCCAUCAGGACCGGGGCCACCAGGGACCUUCUGGAUAACGAGCCGGACUGGGAUGAGGUCCGGCAGAGAGCUCCGGAGCCCAGCGCCAUGUCCAGCUUCUCCAAUGGCUCAGGGAGCAAGAAGCUGCCUCAGGCGAUCAUCAUCGGGGUGAAGAAAGGAGGCACCCGGGCUCUGCUGGAGUUCCUCCGGGUUCAUCCAGACAUCAGAGCCGUGGGAGCAGAGCCGCACUUCUUCGACCGCAACUAUGAGAACGGGCUGGAGUGGUACAGGGAGCUGAUGCCCAAGACUCUGGAGGGCCAGAUCACCAUGGAGAAAACCCCCAGCUACUUUGUGACCAGAGAGGCUCCAGCCAGGAUCGCCGCCAUGUCCCGGGACACCAAGCUGAUCGUGGUGGUGAGGGACCCCGUCACCAGGGCCAUCUCGGACUACACGCAGACGCUGUCCAAGAAGCCCGACAUUCCCUCUUUCGAGAGCCUCACCUUCAAAAACAGGACUACGGGGCUCAUCGACACCUCGUGGAGCGCCGUCCAGAUCGGCAUCUACGCCAAGCACCUGGACAACUGGCUGCAGUACUUCCCCAUGGAGCAGAUCCUGUUUGUGAGCGGCGAGCGGCUGAUCAGCGACCCGGCCGGAGAGCUGGGCCGCGUGCAGGACUUCCUGGGGCUCAAGAGGAUCAUCACGGACAAACACUUUUACUUCAACCAGACCAAGGGUUUCCCGUGCCUCAAGAAGGCCGAGGGCAGCAGCAAGCCCCACUGCCUGGGCAAAACCAAAGGGAGGACCCAUCCGAACAUUGACCCCGAGGUGGUGCAGAGGCUACGGGACUUCUACAGGCCCUUCAACAUGAAGUUCUACCAGAUGACAGGACAUAACUUUGGUUGGGAUUGAUGUGAAAGUCAUGAAAGACUGCUUUUUGUUUGUCAAUUUGUCGACAAGUUAUUUUUUUUUCCCUCUGUAAUUCAAUGGCAAGAUACUGAGAUGUUGCUAUAUAUAUGUAAAAUGUACAGAAAUCUAUUUUAUAAUAAUUUAUUUUUAUUUCUAAGCAAUUAAUUCACUAAGCUGCCUAACCAUAUUUGUACAUAACAUCUGGCCCACGUGUUGUUUUUAACAUUCCUCAUUUUAAUUCUGAAUUCUCUCGCCUCCCUCCCUCGGGGUCCUGUAAACUCAGCGGAUUCAUCGGUGCUUCGUAAUGCAGAAAAUCAGCGAUGACUGAAGUAGAAAUUAGGGUGAAAAAAUGUCAAAAGCACCAUAUUACGGGUACAGAGUGCUCACAGAGAAGUGGAGAACACCUAUCCAUGUGCAUCCUCAUUCAUAUAUGCAUCAUACCUUCAUCCUUUUCAAACCCCCUCAUUGAGAGUGCGAUUCUUCUAUAACGUGCGUUUCACCGCAACGCAGACCUUCCAGUUACUUUGCAAUCCAAUUUUCCUGCACUGGCAUAGGCCUUAGCUGCAGAUCUCAUGUCCCUUUCCACUCAAUAACACUUGGAUCAAUAGGCCUAAUUGAUCCUCAUUGUGUCACUCAUGCUUAAAGUAUACAGCUGCCCUUUCCUUUCUCAGUGCUCCUGCUGCCUGCUCUAAUGAAUGGCCCAUCCAUCAAACGGUAAAUCCCAUCCCGGACCACAUAAGGGCCCAUGUUAACAUUAUGCUAAUCGGGUAAAGGUAACUGGCAGAUCGAUCGAGGCCUCCGCUCUCUAACUCCCCAUUAGAAGCAGUGCUGGCUGAGAGCCAGGCCCUCGCCCUAUCCGCUCAGUUCAAAGGUCACACAAAGUCUCAAUCAAAUUUCCUUGAGAGGCAUUUGAUUUGUAGAGCAGAGCCCGAGUGGUGAGGUGCGGGGGGGAGUGGGUGCCUUGUUUUCACUGUAAGAACCAAAAACUUCUUUGCGUGAGGUAGCAGAGGCAUGUCUGCCAGGAGUCGAGCGUAAAGAUAGAAAAGAUGACAACAACUUGGCUUCGCCUCACUGAAAUAGCGCUCCUUCAAACAGAAGUCCACCAAGCCCCAGACUAAAUAGAUCAAAGGAAGAGGAAAGGUUAUGUGUGAAGCACUCUCAGCACGGCAAGAAUUGCCUCAGGCGGGGUGGUCGGUGGGUGGGUGGGGGGGGGGGGUUCUAACCUCUCUAGUCGUCAGAAAAACCUCAUGUGCCAUCGUCCAUGGCCGAUAUACUUUAUGCCUUAUUCACUCAUCCUCACACCUCUCACAACUCUCUACUCGUUGCCAAAAAAAACAAAAAACCUUCGGGUUGAUAUCACGUUUCACACAGCUUGAGUCGCUAUCUCUGCCCCCCCCACCCCUCCCUGCAUCGCCUCUUUGAAUUCUUGAUAUGCAAGAGAACGCAUAGUUAUCACUCUUUGAUGUGCUGCACUGUCCCUUUGCAGCGGUUGGCACGCUAAUAUAUAAAGGCGCAGGGGGGAGGCAGCUAUUGCUAUGCUGUGCUAUGCUACGCUAUGCUACACUAUGCUAUGCUAUGCUAUGCUAUGCUAUGCAUGCUCAAUGUGGUGGCCAUCAUGAAAAUGCAGGGAUAGUGGGAAGGGGUUAUUAGCAUCCAGAGGCUUCAUGUGUUUAAGCAGGGCCCAGACUGAAUGUACAACCUACCCUCACACUAAAAGACCCUCAGAUCAAGUUCAAAGGUCAGAUUGUCACUCACUUAAAGUUACAUGUGAUUGUCUCUCUGUUUCUUUUUCAAGUUAAAAAAAAAAUGCUGUGCCUCUUUGAAUAUCGAAUACAACACAGUUAGCCUGCUCCUGUCAUUAAGACGGAGAGAACCCAAUUCAGCUAUUUCUCUUAUUUUCCAGUUGAAACCAGCUAGCUGGUUUAGCCUCAAACCAAUGUUUGGUAGCAGGGGAGAUGGAGGCUUGUUGUCCUUUACUUUCAUUCAUUUCAGUGAGAAUGUAUGUAGAGAAAGCCUUCAUCCCCCCUUCUCUCCUCAGUGCAAUGUUUGAUUAUUUAAAAAGCAUUUAUGAUAACCUCUCUCAGCAAGCUGUCACAUUCUGGAAGGAAAAGUCUGACGUUUCCCCUGUAAUUGAUGGAGAACUGCAUUUAAAUUCCGGUCAAGUUCAUGUAACUGAGGGAUUCAUGAAAACAAAACAAACAACUCGCACUCACGGGUUUACUCGUGUUGCUGCAUCGGUUAUGGUUGAGUUUUAUUCAACCUGUUUUGAGAUCUAAAAAUGUUAAAAAAUGUUUGUCUUACCCCACAUAUAAUAUGUAUUUAGUCUAGCAGAUCUGUAUGUACAAAAAUGAAAAAGACAUGUAAAUCAAGUAUUUUGUGGUAUGUACAUCAAAGGAAUUAAUUUUACACAAUGCAAAAGUAAAAUGGAACAGAUGUUUCUAGAUGAUUAAAUACUGAACAUUCAAAAUAUUUCUUUGUAUGAAGAAAUAAAUAAAAAGUAUAUAUUUUACCAAA